Messenger RNA from Arabidopsis arenosa, 1605 nucleotides. The record is from the annotation of a GenBank genome assembly. NCBI's taxonomy places the organism in Eukaryota, Viridiplantae, Streptophyta, Magnoliopsida, Brassicales, Brassicaceae.
GACUCAUAUUACUUCGAAUUCUUAUUUGUCUUCUUCAACAUGGCGAGAAGUUCUGUUUUGUUAUGUUUAAUUCUAUUGGUUACAUUAGGAGUUGUGAUAAGUGUCACAUUUGCCGACAACAUUGAAGUGAAAUCAAAAGAUUUAGAGAGCAGUAAGAAAGAUAAGAAGGUUGAUCAUGAUAGUAAGGGAGGAGAAAAUGUAGAUGGUGCCGGUUCUGAUGAUGAAGACAACGAUAAAAAGGACAAAAAGAAAGGGCAUGAUGUGCACAAAAAGGAUAAUCAACAUGAAAACAAAGACAAGGAUGAUGAGAAGAAGCAUGUUGAUAAGAAAGAUGAUGAUGAUGAAAAGAAGCAUAAGGAUAAAAAGAAGGAUGGACACAAUGAUGAUGAUGAUGAUGAUGAUACUGAUGAUGAUACCGAUGAUGAUGACGACGAUGAUGAUGAAGAUGAAGUUGAUGGAGAUGAUGAUGAGAAGGAGAAAAUUGGGUUAUACGAGCUCAAGAAGGGAAAUCUAACGAUCAAAUUCACAAAUUGGGGUGCUUCAAUCAUGUCUCUCCAUUUCCCAGACAAAAAUGGAAAGAUGGACGAUAUUGUUCUUGGAUAUGAUAGCGUCAAAUCCUACAAGACCGACAAGGUGUAUUUCGGAGCAACCGUGGGCCGAGUAGCAAAUAGAAUUGGAAAGGCCAAAUUCAAAUUGAAUGGUAAAGAGUACAAGACAAGUGCCAACGAUGGGAAAAACACACUUCAUGGUGGCAAGAAAGGGUUUGGGGAUGUUGUGUGGGCAGUUGCAAAACACAAGUAUGAUGGCAAGAAACCUCACAUUGUCUUCACUUACACAAGUCCUGAUGGCGAUCAAGGGUUUCCCGGAGAACUCAAUGUCACGGUGACAUACAAACUUGUCAAAGACAAUGAAUUGAGUGUGGUGAUGGAGGCAAAGCCUAAAGAUAAAGCAACUCCGGUGAACUUAGCUCAUCACAGUUAUUGGAAUCUUGGUGGUCAUAAUUCCGGAGAUAUUUUGUCUGAAGAAAUUCAAAUCCUCGGUUCAGGCUAUACUCCCGUCGAUGAUGAGCUCAUCCCCACCGGAAAAAUCACUCCGGUGAAAGGAACAGCGUAUGAUUUUCUCCAACUCCGCCCUAUAAAAGAUAAUAUGAAGGAUCUUAAGACAGGAUAUGAUAUAAAUUAUUGCUUAGAUGGUAAGGCGAAAAAGAUGAGAAAGAUAGUCGAACUCGUAGACAAGAAAUCGGGGAGAAAAAUGGAGUUAUCCGCAAACCAACCAGGUUUGCAAUUCUAUACCGGAGGAAUGUUAAAGGAUAUCAAAGGGAAGAAUGGGGCGGUUUACCAAGCUUUCGGGGGAUUAUGUUUAGAAACACAAAGUUAUCCAGACGCAUUAAACCAUCCGAAAUUUCCUUCACAGAUUGUCGAGCCAGGGAAGAAAUACAAGCACACUAUGCUCUUCAAGUUUUCUAUUGUUUCAUAGACUAUUUUAUAUUUUGUUACAUACAUGAUUACCUUUGGAACCAUGUUCAAUGGUUAUAUGAAGAAGAAACUAGUUACAUUGUAAUUUUGUAACAAUUCUUAAACUAUUAUAUAAAUUUCAUGAUCUUAA